UAUUCCAUUAUACACGCCUCCUUACGUGCACCAUCCUUACGACCCUAUUCUCUUAUGUUUUUUGUCCCAUUAUCAUCUUGUCAAAAUAUUUUCCUUUCUGUCUUGUUUCGGCUUGAGCGGGAGUUUGGGGCGCUAUGCUAUGUUCGUCCAUUUAUCUUACUCAAACCAGGUCGUUUGAGUUGCAUUAUUUUUCUUCCCUUCAAGGGGAUUUCUCUUUUCUUCCUCUCCUAUUCAUCGCUCUCCCAGACUUGCGAUCGAGUGUUCUUUUACAAUUUUUCUUUGUACAGAAACUCGCCCGUCCUUUUCUUUUUCCUUUUUGCUUGUAUCUAUCUAUCUACUUUGGCAACCCCGAGUUUGUUUCAAGACUGUAUGUAUGUUAUCAGAUACAAAUUUUAAACCGCGUAAAGCAGUGGGAAAUUGAGUUGCAUUAUCCUACAAUCCAGAUUUCAACCGCCGACCUCGUUUCAAUUUUUGACGUUUUUCUUGGUGGCUUCUGGUUGCGGGCAGCGACUAGACAUCUUAAAGUAGACCAGUCAUAUAGACCUUUGGAGUUUGGUAUGCCUCCAGCUAACUUGCUUCCCAGUCAUUCAGUAGGAAGAACUGUUCAUGACACCGAUUAAGGAAAAGAGUGUUGAUUAACAAAAAGUGACCAAGUCAAUCCGUACAAGUCCGUCAGAAAUGCAUGUAUUAACAAAGAGCGUGCGUACACAUGUCAAUUAGAUACAUGUAAUGGAACAGGCUUUUUGACUGAACUUGACAAGUAAGUAUUUACAGCACAUUCGAAUUGCCAGAAUCCAAGUGCUGGGGGUUCAAAUAGUUGAAUUCAAAAUAUUUGCGUAUAAGAAAAACCCUACACAGAGUUCGAGA
Molecule: messenger RNA, 867 nt
Organism: Aspergillus versicolor CBS 583.65
Lineage: Eukaryota; Fungi; Ascomycota; Eurotiomycetes; Eurotiales; Aspergillaceae
Exons: 1
Coding region: 135-620 (161 amino acids)
Source: RefSeq, a predicted model, not a curated record